AUGGAGUUGGUCUACCCAGUAGUCUCCUGUUUACACAUCUGCCAUGCCAGCCUGGGCACUAUCACAUUUUUAAACCCCCCUGAAUCUCCAACAUCAGUCUACCCAUUACUGGUUCGGUAUUCCUGCACUGAAUCCUCAGUGAUCCACCUUCAGGUUUUGGUCUCUUUUGAAACUGAAUCCACGUCAGUGAUCUUUCAGAGACAAUGGUUGUGCUCACCUGGUUCGUACAGGACCCGGCUCGUGGAGAUGAAGCUUCCUGACUGGUUGGUUUACCAGCCUGACUGGAUAAUACCAAUGUCUGACUGGGUGCUUAGCUGCCUUUUACGUGCCUGGAUGAGCAAAAGUGUGGAUGUAUCAUCUGAACCAACCAGGGAGUCUCUGGCCAGUACUGUGUCAGUCCUGACUGUCCUCAGUCCUCUAAGUCGACCUUUUAAAGAGCAUUUGUUGUGUCCUAGUUGGGAAACAGAGACACUUUGGAAAGUUUACAGAAGGAGGUCUCAGUGCCCAGUGGAAAACGAAGUUACAAGUCUGCUGUCCUCACUGUAUGGGUCAACUGGUGAGAAAUUUGGCAUCAUUAAAACUCUCCAGCCUUUCACUAACAGAGUUCUGGAAGGUCUGAGGCUCAAAGCCAUCACAUAUCCAUGGUGUACGUUCUCUCUCUGGCUUUUACUGGAUCAACCAUGCCAACAACGAAUGUGUGGACUUUUACACCAUAUUGAUGCGAAGGAGGACUAUGCUAGCCCUUCUUUGUUCCUCAAAAGCACAGGUCAUCUUCAUGUGCAAUUUAAAGGAGAGGACGGUGAAGCCUCCGCAUUUCUGUCUUCAUUUACACUUCCUUUGGGCCUCUGGUGUUAUAUCAGUUUGGAGCUGGGAGGCAGAAUGGCGAAGAUCACAGCUGUAUGCAUUGAUGAACAUCAACAACCAGCUGUUUACUCUACAGAAUACAAGUUUAGCAGCUCCCCGAGGUUGGAUGAUACAAAUGGAUAUUUUGUGAUUGGUGGGGGUAAAUUCAUACGGGGAAUUCAAGGAUUUUAUGGUCCAGUUACAUAUUACCGAACAAGGAUCCCUUUUCUUAAUAUGUUGGAAUUCCAACUUCCUAAACUUGUACGGAUGGUAAAUGUAUCUGGAUGGUUGAAGUCUUGUCAACAGUUUAAAUCAGAACUUGAUCACAAGUUAUCAGAGUAUUUACUUGAAAGCCUUUUAAAUGAGAGAUGUAUGGAUGUGUACACAGAACUGACAUUGAAAGCCAAUCCAGCAUUCUCAAGGACACAGUGCAGUGAUUUGAAACCAUUCCACAGCCCACAUAGACGUCUGGUAGCUCAGCUGGUCAAGAUCACAAACAAAUACGGUUCUGUGGAUCCAGCAGCUCUCGGCCAAACCCUGUAUAAUGUGGUGCUGCAUAAGAUUGCUAUGGAUGGCAGUGUGAGGAGGAUAAGCCGACUCAUGCCCUCUCUACUACAAGCAGGCUGCUUAGGAGAUAAUCGAGCUCUUCAUCUCUCCUCUGUCCUCUUCAGCAGUGGUUUUGGAGUUAAGAAGCAGCCCCACAAGGCAUGGUUGCUGGCAUUAUUGGCUGCUCAGAAAGACUGGAGGUUGGCACUGCUCCGGCUAGGUCACCUGCACCGCGUGGGUGAUCAAGGUGUGCCAGCAGAUACUGAUCUUUCCUAUGCCUACUACUCCAACAUUGCCAGACAAACCAUAUCUGACCAGGUUCAGCCCUCAUCACAACAGACAUUUGUGGAAUCAAUCUUACUGCAUGAUGAGGAAACACUAAAAGCACAAACCAGUCAGAACCACGAUAUCUUUCAGUGGCUUAAACUGCAGGCACGCAGUGGUAUAGCAGAUGCCGAGCGGGCUGUAGCUCGGAUGCUGUUCUGGGGACAGCAGGGAGUGACUCCAGAUAUCCAGACUGCUGUCAGGCACUAUGAGAGAGGAGCUACCAGACUGCAGGACCCUGUGUCCAUGUACGACUAUGCCAUUGUGCUACUUAGGGGCCACGGAGUUCCACAGGACGUGCCAAGAGCUGUCAGUUUUCUGAAAAAAGCAAUGGACCAGGGUUUCGCUCCAGCCAUCACUGCUUUGGGCUGGUACUACGAGCAGUUCGAGAAAAACUAUGAGCGAGCAGUGGAGCUCUGGGAGCAGGCCGAUUUGCUCGGGAAUCCAGAUGCUGCCAUGAAUUUGGGAGUCUUUUAUCUACAAGGCCUCUAUCCUGGAGAACCAGCAGACAAAGUUAAGGCAUAUAAGUACUUCUUAAAGUCAGCUCAGAGAGGCCACAUUAAUGGAGGUAUUGAGCUGGCUGAUAUUUGGAGUCGAGGGAUUCCUGGCUUUGUGGCACGACAUCCAUCAGACGCCGUUCUGUGGGUGAAGUGGGCUUCUGAGCAGAAUGGAUAUCUUGGUACAGCAUUAAGAAAAGGCCUGAAUGCUUAUCUUAAAGGGGACUGGUUCAUGGCGUUGAUUAACUAUCUAAUAUGUGCUGAAUGUGGAUUUAAAGCAGCUCAGUUCAACGUAGCAUACUUGUGUGAACACAAUCCUGAUGGAUCCUUCAAUGCAGCAUUUGUGACUAAGUGUAUGUUGCGUUACUACAACCUCUCUAUCCAGAGCCAAGAUCCAGCCCCUUAUGCUUUGGUGAAAAUGGGAGACCUUUUCUAUGAGGAGUGUGUUAAAGGCAAAAGGCCCAUUGCAGAUGCAGCUGAGAUGUACAAACAAGCAGCACUCAAAAACGACCCACAGGGUUGGUACAGUUUGGGGCUUCUUGUUCAGGAAGGGUGGACAUUACCAGCCACUCUUCUGGAUCAGCUAAAUCUGCUGCAACAUUUUUUCUCAGACAAACAUACUCUUCUUACCAGCUUGUACCACAGAUGUCGAGAAUCCAACAAUGAUGAUGCAUAUCUUCCUUGUACUCUUGCUCUGCUUGCCACACACUUCCAGAUGUUUGGUCAUACCAUUGUAAAGGUGCUGAGUACUUUGGCCAUUGCUGUUGCUUCUCUCUACUUUUUAAAAUAUGCACCUGUAAUUCUUCACCGGUUGCCAGCAUCAAACCAGCAAGUAUCAACCCCUUCUGCUAGCGACCAGCCACCAGAACAAGCAGAGACUGCGGGUGUCUAAGAGAUUUUGUACUUGUAUUCUCAGUGUUAUAAGAACAGACUCUAUAAGAAACCAAAUAAGGACAUUGAGAAAGAAUAAUUUUCACAUUUCAUGAUUGAUUUGCAGUAGGGGCAGAUUUUUUUGCAAGUAUUAUAGCUAGACAGUUUGUUACCUUGUAAAGAUUUUCAUGUUUCAUUAAGAACAUAGGGGUAACAUUUGGGCUGCUCAGACAGUUUCAGCCUUCUUGAACCCAUCUCUCUCUCUUUUUUUUUAUUUUAAAGAAAUGUAUUUCACAUGAAACCCACAAUUUCUCAUGGUGAUGUGAUGAUCCUUACUCCACUCCUAAAAAAGACAUUUGACAUAAUAAGUCCCAGUGUAUUGUUCAAGUAUUGUUCAUUGUUCAUA
Messenger RNA from Trichomycterus rosablanca, 3486 nucleotides. Its product is annotated as protein sel-1 homolog 3. The record is from RefSeq and is a predicted model, not a curated record. Gene Ontology annotation, molecular function: protein binding. NCBI's taxonomy places the organism in Eukaryota, Metazoa, Chordata, Actinopteri, Siluriformes, Trichomycteridae. The transcript has 23 exons. The coding region runs from base 1 to 3102 and encodes 1033 amino acids.